Molecule: messenger RNA, 2190 nt
Organism: Amorphotheca resinae ATCC 22711
Lineage: Eukaryota; Fungi; Ascomycota; Leotiomycetes; Helotiales; Amorphothecaceae
Exons: 4
Coding region: 1-2190 (729 amino acids)
Molecular function (GO): phosphatidylinositol binding
Source: RefSeq, a predicted model, not a curated record
AUGCAGCGGGUCACUUCCAUGCUCCCCUCGUGGGACAAGACCAAGACCAACAGCAAGAAGGGUUUUGAUACGGCGUGGAAGGCUCUCGAUAAAUUGGGCGGCCCUGUCAACAAGCUCUCUAAUAAGAUAGGAUCCGAAGCUUUCUGGCCCACAUCCCUCGAUAAGGAGAGUGAUAAAGCGGCUAGGAUCCUCAAGUCGUUUUGCAAGGACGGCUUCUACGCAGAAGAAGAUCGACCACUCAACCAGGAGGGAGCAAAGGGCAAGCAACGCGUAUUGAAGAAGAUCCCACAAAAGGUCAUUGAGAAUGCCGUUGGUCUCGCCAUAUUCACGACCAUGCGAUCCGGUCUCUGGGUUUCUGGUGCCGGCGGCUCGGGUGUCUUGGUUGCGAGGAUGGAGGACGGAAACUGGUCCCCUCCAUCCGGUAUCUUGCUGCACACAGCAGGUCUAGGAUUCCUGGUCGGCAUCGAUAUCUACGAUUGCGUCGUAGUCAUAAAUAACCGCAGGGCUCUCGAUUCCUUCACAAAGGUCCGAGCCACAAUUGGGGGCGAGAUCAGUGCAGUGGCUGGACCUGCUGGCGUUGGCGGGAUUAUAGAAAACGAUGGGAAAUGGAACCAAGCAAAUCGACCAGUCUUCACCUACCUCAAAUCUCGAGGGUUCUACGCCGGGGUUCAGGUAGACGGAACUGUCAUCAUUGAACGAACCGAUGAGAACGAACGCUUCUACGGAGAGAGGAUUGGUGUCGCUGAUAUUCUGGCCGGAAAGGCACGCCACCCGCCAUACGAGAUCAAGAUGCUCAUGGAGACUCUCAAGGCAGCAGAAGGCAGUAAUGAUGUUGAUGUAUCAGCGCUCCAAGCACUCUCCUAUGAGCCUGCCCCAGGGGACUUCGAGAUUCAGACUCCAUCACCCGAAGCCCCCACAUUCGGGAUCCCAGAACCUGAUGAUCCCGAUCCUUUUGGUGUUCUAGCCCUGGAGAGGGAGGGGUUUGAGAUCCGAGAAGCAGGUACAAAGGCACGACCACCGAGCACACAAUUCGAAUUCAACCCAAGUCCGACGAGUCCUGUAUACCAAAAAUACCACCGGCAAAGCAUGGACACAAUUAGUUCACUCAAUAAUAGGGCGAGUUACAUGUCCAAUCGCAGUUUCCGGACGAACAGGACAAGUACGGGCAGGCUAACGCCGACAGUUGAAAUGGGCACACAGACGGAUGAUCACAUUACUCCCAUUACCAGUCCAAGUCAAAGCGACGAGCAGAAGCGGAUAAUAGAAGAAGAAAUCGACUACACGAAGGUCGACUUGGGACCGUACAGCAGCCAGGGUCAUAACCAAGACCACGACAGCACCACCGCGACUGAUGCCUCACGCGAACAUGACCGCAAUGACCAUCGCGCAGCUGAUAGUAGCUAUGCCACCGAAACCGAAGAUGAUGAGCCAGUCGUCUUCGAGGCUGCUUCUGCACAGACUGCGGUCUUGAUGCCGCAAUCGAUUGCCAAGGGUGGCGGGCUGGUCAACAUCCCAAAAAGACCACCGCCCCCUCCAUUGCCGCCACGGAACUUGGCGAGAGCAAGCAAGGUGUUGACGGUCGAUCAGUCAAGUGGCCAGAGCCCAAUGAAGUCAGAUUUCGGGGCGAGUCAGACUUCCGUGGUGUCAGACUUCGAGGAGGUGGACCUGCAUGGUGGGAACCGCAAGAGCGAGGAGCUGGUGAAGGGUAUCGUGCUAGACGAUCUGGAGAAGUCUGAACCCCGCCGAUCCGUCGAUGAAGAGGUGGACAGAGCUCUCGAGGAACAGCACCUGGAGAAACUGGAGAAGAUCGAGUCCUCGGAGCCGGAGACAGAGAAGUUCGAAGACGCAGCGCAAGAAGCCGACCCCAAGACCGAGGCCGAGACUGAAACGGAGACUGAGAACGAGCAUGAGAAUGAGCUUGAGACCCCGGGUACGCAGCAUGAUGAUGUGAUGUGGACGGCCUCGCCAUACGAGGAGAAACAGGCACCGCAGGUGACACCAGCAGUGCACGAGGAGGAGCCGGCCAUGCACGAGGAGGAGCCGGCCAUGCACGAGGAGGAGCCAGUAAUGCACAAGGAAGAACUGGUAGUAGAAGACGACGACGAACCAACCGUGCACGACGAGGAAUCAAAAAUGCAUGAGAAGAAACCAUCAGUGCACGAGGAGAAAGCAUUAGUGCACGAGGAAUGA